GUAUAACGGAAACGAAAGACAAAAUAACAAACAUAAUGCGAAGAAUAAUUUAUGAACUAUCUGUACUUUACCGUUUUUUAAAGCCGAAACAAAAUAACAAUUAUUUUCUCCGAUAACAGUAUUUGUUAUAUACGAAGAGUCAAAAGGCUUACUCACACAGAAUAUUUACCCGAACACCGUACAGCUUCAGCGACUCUUUUAAAUAGCAGCGAACUGCCGACACUAUUCAGAAGUUAGUUUAAAUUGCUCAUUACCACUUUGUUUCCGCUUUAGCAAGAAUAAAAUCGAAAUUAUAUAACUUUCGUACUUCUGAUUGAAAUUACGCAGCAUAACGAAAAUGAUUAUAUUCCCAAUACUGUUGGCCGUUGUGCUGGGACUUGUGGGUUACGUAAUGUAUAGUCUGCGCCAAUCUGUAACUUAUUGGCAGGAACGUGGCAUACCAUGCGAAGAGCCGGAUCCCCAAUUUGGAAAUACAGUUGGUUUGUUCAGUACACGUAGCUUUGCUGAUAUUUGGAUGCACACCUAUAAAAAAUUCAAAGGCAGCGGACCUUUUUGUGGAUUUUAUUGGGGCCGUGCUGCUCAUGCGUUUGUGUUAACACCAGAGCUGGCCAAGCUGGUGCUCAUAAAGGAUUUUAAUAAAUUCGCUGAUCGCGGAUUUUACAGCAAUCCAAAGCACGAUCCGCUAUCCGGACAACUUUUCAUGAUGGAUGGUCACAAAUGGCGUAGCAUGCGUUCUAAGAUUUCGCCAACAUUCACCUCCGGUAAGAUGAAGAUCAUGUAUCCGGUGGUUGUGCGUGUUGGGGAGGAGCUUACAAAUGUAUUUGCGAAAAUGCAACAGGAGGAUCCUGUGAUUGAGGUGAAAGACGUCUUGGCCCGUUUCACUACCGAUGUGAUUGGUACCUGUGCUUUCGGUAUUGAAUGCAAUAGCUUGAAGAAUCCAAAUUCGGAAUUUCUCGUGAUGGGCCGCAGAGCUUUAACCGAUAUUCGGUUGAAUCCGAUAGCUGGGUUUUUAUUGACCUCAUUCCCCAACAUAGCCAGAUUCCUAGGUGUGAAAUUGACGCCAGAUGACCUCAUCGAAUUCUAUAUGCGUAUUGUGCGCGAGAAUAUCGAAUAUCGUGAAAAGAAUAAUAUCAGGUGUAACGACUUCUUUGGUAUGUUGCUGGAUUUGAAGAACAACAAGUUGUUGAAAUCCGAAGAUGGCCAGAAUAUUAGCAUCACUGUAGAGGAAUUGGCAGCGCAGGCUUUUGUGUUUCUGAGAGCCGGUUACGAGACUUCAUCAACUACACUAUCGUUUGCACUCUACGAAUUGGCACAACAUCAAGAUAUACAGGAACGUGCGCGGCAGGAAGUUUUAGAGGUGCUCGAGCGCCACAAUGGCGAACUCACCUAUGAAUGCAUGAGCGAAAUGGUUUACUUAAACCAAGUCAUAUCGGAGACCUUGCGUAUGUAUACGGUGCUGCCAGUAUUGAAUCGCAAGUGCUUGGAGGACUAUCCGGUGCCGGGCCAUCCCAAAUAUGUGAUUAAGAAAGACAUAAGAGUACUGAUACCUGUGGGUGCCAUGCAUCGCGAUCCCGAUCUAUACCCCAACCCAGAUGUUUUCAAUCCCGAUAACUUUGCACCAGAAAAAGAGGCCACACGCGACAGCAUUGAGUUCUUAGCUUUCGGAGAAGGUCCACGUAACUGCAUUGGCAUGCGCUUUGGGAAGAUGCAAGUGCGCAUUGGUUUGGCGUGUUUACUGAAGAAUUUCAGGUUUAACGUAUGUGACAAAACACCCAUACCAAUGAUAUACGAUACGAGAAGCUUCACGGUUAGUUCCAAAUCUGGCAUACAUCUGCGUGUGGACAAAGUUUGAUUGUUUUAGACUUAAGAAUUGCCUUGAAUACCUCAAUUGACACCUCUUUGAUGAAUAUGUAUGUGAUUUUAUAAUAAAACUAUUAUAAUAAUGAUUGAAAACAAUAGAACAAGUGAAUUUAGUGGAGACAAA
Messenger RNA from Bactrocera dorsalis (oriental fruit fly), 1984 nucleotides. RefSeq names its product cytochrome P450 6a9-like. The coding region runs from base 338 to 1852 and encodes 504 amino acids. The record is from RefSeq and is a predicted model, not a curated record. Gene Ontology annotation, molecular function: heme binding; iron ion binding; monooxygenase activity. NCBI's taxonomy places the organism in Eukaryota, Metazoa, Arthropoda, Insecta, Diptera, Tephritidae. The transcript has 2 exons.